CUAUUAAUGUACAUUAUCGAGACUAUAAAGUGUUCGAAGCUAGUUCAAACAGAGUAGUUAUAUUCAAUAAUAAUUAUGCAGCUAGCAAAUUUGUUUCUGCUUAUUUUUGUUAUUCAAAUAUAUAAUCUAGAAGCAGACGACCCAGAGUAUGAAACUUCUUCCUUCAAUAGAGAUGGAAUUGUAUUUAGCGUUGGUGAAAUGAAUUGGUUCGCCGCCUAUGGUUUUUGUACUCAACUAGGCAUGAAAUUGCUUACGCUGCAGUCGUCAGUUGAUAACGAAGUAUUCAAAAAAAUAGCCGAACAUUACAAGUUGCAGGAAAAGUACUACUGGUUAGCUGCUAAUCGUUUGGAAGACGAUGUGACGUUUCGUUGGGGCUUAAGAGGUCCGCCACUCUCUUUUGGAAACUGGAUUUCGGGCCAACCUGACAAUACGGAAGAAGUCGAACGCUGUGUAAGAGCGGAAGAAAACCACGAAUGGGAUGAUGAAGAUUGUUUUACAAAGCAUUUUGUCAUAUGUCAUUACUGAAUAUUAAAUAUAUUACGUGCAUGCCCGCACCUAUGUA
Molecule: messenger RNA, 562 nt
Organism: Bactrocera dorsalis (oriental fruit fly)
Lineage: Eukaryota; Metazoa; Arthropoda; Insecta; Diptera; Tephritidae
Product: C-type lectin 37Db
Exons: 4
Coding region: 76-525 (149 amino acids)
Biological process (GO): biological process involved in interspecies interaction between organisms
Cellular component (GO): external side of plasma membrane
Molecular function (GO): carbohydrate binding
Source: RefSeq, a predicted model, not a curated record